This is a messenger RNA of Trypanosoma theileri, 375 nucleotides long. RefSeq lists its product as uncharacterized. NCBI's taxonomy places the organism in Eukaryota, Euglenozoa, Kinetoplastea, Trypanosomatida, Trypanosomatidae. The record is from RefSeq and is a predicted model, not a curated record. The transcript has a single exon. The coding region runs from base 1 to 375 and encodes 124 amino acids.
AUGUCGCGCAGUACUGUCUUCGGUCCUGGAUCACAGUUUUCUUUUACUAAGUUUGGUGCCUUGAGGCGUACCAAUAGUAACGUUGUGCUGAAUAGACGUGUAAAAGAUAUUUUUAGACUCGAGAACCAGAAACACAUACGCAGUGACGUGGGCCGUGAGCGACGGUAUCGUUUCUGCACAAAGUGUGGCAUUACAACAGUGACAAUUAACUUUAACGCGGUUCCAUCCGCACGCAUAGGACUUUGGGGUCGUUGUGUCAACGACAAGGACUACACUCAUCACAACUUUGUGGAGCUUUCUCAUCGGGAGUACGAACAGCUUCGUGAUUCGCCAGUGGAGAAGCGGGUGCAUUGGUGGCGCUAUGAGCGACAUUGA